GCAGCUCCCUCCAAGAUGGCGGCGGCGACGGCGGACCCGGGAGCUGGGAGCCCGCAGGCUGGAGAUUCCUCUGGCGGGGGCGCUGGGGGCGGGCUGCCGUCCCCAGGGGAGCAGGAGCUGAGUCGGCGCCUGCAGCGCCUGUACCCCGCGGUCAACCAGCACGAGACGCCGCUGCCGCGCUCCUGGAGCCCCAAGGACAAGUACAACUACAUCGGCCUCUCCCAGGGCAACCUCCGCGUCCACUACAAAGGUCAUGGCAAAAAUCACAAAGAUGCUGCCUCAGUGCGUGCCACCCACCCCAUACCUGCUGCCUGUGGCAUUUAUUACUUUGAGGUGAAGAUUGUCAGCAAAGGAAGAGAUGGGUACAUGGGAAUAGGACUCUCAGCUCAAGGCGUCAACAUGAACAGACUUCCUGGUUGGGAUAAACAUUCCUAUGGUUACCACGGCGAUGAUGGGCAUUCGUUCUGCUCCUCUGGGACUGGCCAGCCCUACGGUCCCACAUUCACCACAGGAGACGUGAUUGGCUGCUGUGUCAACCUCAUCAACAGCACCUGCUUCUACACCAAGAAUGGCCACAGCCUUGGUAUAGCCUUCACAGACCUCCCGGCCAACCUCUACCCCACCGUAGGCCUGCAGACACCUGGGGAGAUUGUGGACGCCAACUUUGGGCAGCAGCCCUUCCUGUUUGACAUUGAGGACUACAUGCGGGAGUGGCGUGCCAAGGUCCAAGGCACUGUCCAUUGCUUCCCCAUCAGUGCCCGGCUUGGAGAGUGGCAGGCAGUGCUGCAGAACAUGGUCUCAUCUUACCUGGUGCAUCAUGGGUAUUGUGCCACGGCCACAGCUUUUGCCCGAAUGACUGAAACCCCGAUUCAGGAAGAACAAGCAUCCAUAAAGAACAGACAAAAGAUCCAGAAGCUGGUGCUGGAGGGCCGUGUGGGUGAGGCCAUUGAGACCACACAACGCUUCUAUCCAGGACUGCUGGAGCAUAACCCUAACCUGCUCUUCAUGCUCAAGUGCCGACAAUUUGUGGAGAUGGUGAAUGGGACUGACAGUGAGGUCCGCAGCUUGAGCUCCCGAAGCCCCAAGUCCCAGGACAGCUACCCUGGCUCCCCCAGCCUCAGCCCCCGACACGGCCCUAGUAGUUCCCACAUGCACAACACAGGAGCAGACAGUCCCAGCUGCAGCAAUGGCGUCGCAUCCACGAAGAGCAAACAGAACCACAGUAAAUACCCUGCACCCAGCUCCUCCUCCUCCUCCUCAUCCUCCUCGUCCUCCUCAUCCCCAUCCUCCGUCAAUUACUCCGAGUCCAACUCAACAGAUUCCACCAAGUCCCAGCCCCACAGCAGCACCAGUAACCAGGAGACCAGUGACAGUGAGAUGGAGAUGGAAGCAGAGCAUUACCCCAAUGGUGUGCUGGAGAGUGUGUCCACACACAUUGUCAAUGGCGCCUACAAGCAUGAGGACCUGCAGACAGAUGAGUCCAGCAUGGAUGAUGGGCAUCCUCGGCGGCAGCUCUGUGGGGGCAACCAGGCUGCCACAGAAAGGAUUAUCCUGUUUGGUCGCGAGUUGCAAGCACUGAGUGAGCAGCUGGGCCGGGAGUAUGGCAAGAAUUUGGCCCACACGGAGAUGCUGCAGGAUGCAUUUAGCCUGCUGGCAUACUCAGAUCCCUGGAGCUGCCCAGUUGGCCAGCAGCUUGACCCCAUCCAGAGGGAGCCUGUGUGUGCUGCCCUCAACAGCGCCAUUUUAGAGUCUCAGAACCUGCCAAAGCAGCCCCCUCUGAUGCUCGCCCUGGGUCAGGCAUCUGAAUGUCUACGGCUCAUGGCCAGAGCGGGCCUGGGAUCUUGCUCCUUUGCCAGAGUCGACGACUACUUGCACUAG
Puma concolor (puma) is the source of this 1878-nucleotide messenger RNA. It is a transcript of the gene RANBP10, whose product is annotated as RAN binding protein 10. NCBI's taxonomy places the organism in Eukaryota, Metazoa, Chordata, Mammalia, Carnivora, Felidae. Gene Ontology annotation, molecular function: protein binding. The record is from RefSeq and is a predicted model, not a curated record.